AUGGGUUCUACAUCCGUCUCCUGGGAGGUUUCCUCGUUCGAAGUCCAGGCCACUACACCCAACGCCACGAGUGAUGCUCUCUACGCCAAUGGCAACAUGCAGGUUCCUGUGAUUGUUGUUAUCAGUGUGGUUGAUCCAGACACAAACAAUGCCUAUGAGCUGAAUGAAUCCGAGCUCGAGGCAAUCGAACUCAUCGAUUAUGACGACCCUCCCACGGAAAUAUCAGGAUCGUGGAGCUAUUCAAUCACAGAAAACGAAUUCGAACACGGGCUGCCAUCUACUCAAAAGACCGUCCAGCCUGACCUAUUUCUUGCGGCUGGGGGUCCUCAAAAGAAGCGUUACUGGGUUACGACGACGAAGGUCGAAGACAAGAGAAUCGGUGCUAACAUCAAACAGCCCGAUGUUACAUACAAGGUGGACGAUCUCAACUUUGAGCAGCAGGAGGAUAAUGUAGAGCAAGAUUUUCCAGACAAGAGCGGCACUUGGGUACAACGGAACUUUUAUCUGACCACCAAGAAGUACGAACUCCGAAAAGCAGACCUUCAAGGCUAUGAUCUGGGCACAGUUGACCCCUCCUUGGAAUACGCAACCGCUUAUUUGGACACUGGUAUUGGGUUCUUCAGUAUCUUCUACUAUUGGCCGAUGGGAUCAGAAGAAACGCGAACAGUGGGGAUUGAUUCUCAUACGGCUGAGGUCACCAUAAAUCAGAAAAGCAACGCCCUGUGUGUCACCCAUAUGUUUCUCUCGGCUGGUACAACUUGGCCGGCUUCUAGGACUUGGGAAAGUCGAUUUACGUUCUAUGAUAAAUUUGGAAACCCUGGCACUUUUUGGUUGGGCUAUGACGACACACAUGUCACCCCAGAAAUCUUGGAACACAUAUAUACCCUAGAAGAAUGA
Messenger RNA from Aspergillus tubingensis, 897 nucleotides. Its product is annotated as calcineurin-like phosphoesterase. NCBI's taxonomy places the organism in Eukaryota, Fungi, Ascomycota, Eurotiomycetes, Eurotiales, Aspergillaceae. The transcript is spliced from 2 exons. Bases 1 to 897 code for a protein of 298 amino acids. The record is from RefSeq and is a predicted model, not a curated record.